Molecule: messenger RNA, 2474 nt
Organism: Bicyclus anynana (squinting bush brown)
Lineage: Eukaryota; Metazoa; Arthropoda; Insecta; Lepidoptera; Nymphalidae
Exons: 3
Coding region: 244-606 (120 amino acids)
Source: RefSeq, a predicted model, not a curated record
CUUUUUGUAUCAAAAUUACAAAAGUACAAAACAGAGUAACUGUUUUGUAAUUUUGUAUGUAAUUUUAAUUUUUACUGAUUGUAGUGUAUUUAUUUAUGAUAUUAGUUAAAACUCAAGAAUUAAGUACAAUAAACCUAGCACCUAUAAAGUAGUGAAUCUUCAAGUAUCAUUACAUUACACAUAAAACAUUUGUUAAGACGCAAAGAAAUUUCAAUGUAACAUUGAAAUUUGUAUUCAUAAACAAUGUUAUAUGAGGCUUUUAUGGCUGGUGUUUGGUCAUCGUUGGGUAGUACUGUAGGCAAAUUAUCAGGAACACACACUGUUGUAGGGGACAGUUACUUAAUAUGGGCUGGUUUACUCAUCCUUAUGGUGCUAGUCAACACCUGGGGCUGCCGGUGCUACUUGCGGUCUCUGGAUGCAGCUACUAAUUCUGUAGCACCCACUGUUAUAUCAUCUGCAUCUAGCUAUAUAUUGUCUGGCAUCAUUGGAGUUGUACUGUUCAACGAAGUGUCAUCAAUCACCUGGUGGCUGGGGACUGCUCUCAUCGUGCAGGGGUUGGCAUUAGUAGCGAGGCAUCAAAACAAAUCAAAUGCCCAAUCUGAUUAAAUAACAAGAGGUCCCUUAUUCGUAUUUGUUACUCCUGCGAUGGGGCCGAUUGGAGAUGUGUGAUAUGUUUACCCUCUUUUUCUUUGCAUCAUACAAGUUCUAAGAUCACGGUAAAGAGAUCACAAGAUAUCUCGAGACAAAUCAAAGACAAAUGUUGACCAAGAACGACAGACUUGUUAAUAUUGCUCUUCCUUUUAUUGCAUUGAUCAACAAUAUGUCGUUUCUCUGCGCGAUAACUGUUGUUGACGCAUGCUAGCAAUUAGUCCGGUCAAUUUAACACCUAAAAUAAAAUUAAUCACUUAUAUUCCCACAAAGCUGAAAAUUGGUAGAAUCGUUCAAAUCAAAAUUUAUUAAAUUUAAAGUCACCCCGAAUCUUAUGACAAAACUUAGCAUUUUCCUGAACCCACCCAUUGACUCAUGUAUUGACUUAUGGUGGGCGACUAGGACCACAUAUCAGCAUCGUACGUAGGACGCAUCGCCUCAAACGGAUUGUAGACUUCGCACCACGAAAGUAGUCCUGCGGCUAAAACUUGAACUAAAAUUGACAGCGCCUUUACACAAAUGACAAUAAGACCGCCAUUACCUAAUGAAAAUUAGCGCCAUUAUGACAUUAGCGCCGCGUCUACGGGACUUGUUUCGUGGCGCGGAGUAUAGUAUUCUUUGUUUAAUACAAAUACAAGUGCGUCCACUGAUCCGCAUCGUAUGGAUCGCACAAAUCUACCGUAAAAUUAAAAAUCCGUUUGAUACGAUGCGUCCGAUACGUACGAUGCGGAUAUGUUGACGCCUGCCAAACACUGCGUUGCGGGAAGGCAGCAAUUAUUAAUAGCAUUAAGCAUAGAACACUCAUGAGACCUCAGCCGCUACAGUCAUAUGAAGGUACCUAAAAUAUUAUUAUUAUAUUAAGAAAUGUACAUUCCUAUAAAUGUAUUUUAAGGAAAAUAAAAGAAUUGUUUUGUUUUGAUAAUAUUAUGUUUUAUUACUAGUAGUCCAGUAAUUUUAGGCAUUUUAUACCCCAAUCUGGGGAAAAAUUCCUAGUGAGCUGAAUUUUUGUAUACACCUUUAUUACGGCGUUAUUAUGAAGUUGUGAAAAAUCGACAUCGAUAUCGUGCCGGCUAAAAAAAUUACAGAGGUCAAAAGGUCACGAAAAUCAGUUUUUUGCAAAUAUUUCGCGACCUAUUGCUCGGACGUCAAUAGAGGUCAUUAUAAAAAUUGUUCCUCAUAAAAUUGUCUACAAAAAAUGUCUCUUAUAGUUUUUCUGUAAAAUUAACGGUUUUCCGAUCAUAGCGCUGAGAAAGCGGCAAGAAUGCACUCACAUACGGUAUUGUAUACCGUACACCAAGGCGUAAACUCUAUUGCUUUUUAGUAAUGUUUGUAAAUGUCUCUAAAUCUUUUAUUUUACAUUUAGAUGUUUCCAGAAAGAUAUAUUUAUCGUAUAGGGGUUUAGAUUUUUAGUAAGACGUACUAUAGCUCAUUCUAAUGACCUUCAAUGGCUGAUGUUUCGUAUUUCAUUGUUCCGAGAUCCGUCCCUUUAUACCUGUUACUGCCAGUUAGACUGAGUAUACUCAUAGCACGCACUCAAAUACUUGAUCAAUCUACAUCAAUUUUUUUCAAAAAACCAGGAAAAAACAAUGCUGAAACAAAAAUAUACUCGACUGAUAGCCUCAACAAGUAUCCACAUUGCAAAAAAAAUAUUCUGUUUCUGCAUGCCAUGACCGGAUGCGAUACAACUUCAGCACUUUUUGGGAAAGGAAAAUUGAAAGUCAUGAAGAUGUUUGAAAAAAGACCCGAUUUAAACAAUUGUACAGAAAUAUUCCAACAAGAAAAUUGCUCUCGAGAUGUCAUUGUCAAUACUGGAAUACAUUUUCUAC